Messenger RNA from Necator americanus (New World hookworm), 1890 nucleotides. RefSeq lists its product as uncharacterized. The transcript is spliced from 3 exons. NCBI's taxonomy places the organism in Eukaryota, Metazoa, Nematoda, Chromadorea, Rhabditida, Ancylostomatidae. Bases 1 to 1890 code for a protein of 629 amino acids. The record is from RefSeq and is a predicted model, not a curated record.
AUGGCGACCGGUGAGAGGCGAUCAAAUCUCAGGUUGCUCAGGACGUCAUUGAUUCUGGACCAAGGCGACACACGCAUGACUCGCCAUGGAGACUGUCUCAGACUGUGUACCUACAACGCGAGAACAGUGUCCACAGACGCUGACCUACAUGCCCUUCUCGAAGCUGCAGAUCGUAUCAAAUUUCACGUGAUUGCUCUGCAGGAGACCAAAUGCAGAAGGAGCGACGUACGACAGAUGAAUGACGGUACACUCGUCAUUCGUGGAGAGAAGGUUCCUUCGCGAAAUGUAGGCGGUGUUGCAGCUGAUGAAUCCGAAUUGGACGCGUUUUACGAGGAGCUGGAGGAAGUAGUCCGCAACGAGAAGUCCUUCUACAAAUUCGUUGUCGGAGACUUCCACGCAAAACUAGGAAAGGCCACGGAAGAAAAGUACAGGAUUGGAGGAUUUGGACUAGGGGACCGGAAUGAAAAUGGCAACCGUCUCGCCGGGCUAUUUGGUUCUGAUCACCGUCUCCUUCGUGCGAAAAUACGACUUAGCCACACGAUCGAAAAGAACAUCUGCUAUCGGCAACGAAGGAGAAAAGAAGUCGUCUACGACGAUUGCGUACUCGAGGACUCCCUGUCCCAAGGUGACUGGCACAUCGAAGAGGACCCAAACGUGGACUACGAGAUGCUGCUCAGAGGAUUACGAGCCUGUGCUGAACGUGCCUCGAAGUCGCGCACGAUAAACUUGGAUCGAAUUUCGAAGACCACCAAGGAAUUGUUAGGAAGAAGAAGGGCUUUGAGGCUUGAUCCGAAUGCAUCGCACAUUGAGCGGUUAGUAGCAAACACUAGCUGCAGAAAAGCGUUGCAGGAGGAUCUUUUGAAGUACAGGCAGAAGAAGAUUCUAGAAGCAGCACAAAGAAGAACGAGUCUAAAGAAGUGCCGCAGGGAUCUCCGCGAAUAUAAUAUUCCGCUAGCAACCUUGCUGAGCGAAGACGGGACUCGCAUGUCUUCUCGUCGUGAGAUGGAAAUCAUUACGGAGAGGUUCUACUCGAACCUUUUCCGUUCAUCAACUCCUUUGUCAAGCCCAAUCAUCCCCACUGGCGAAGCUCCACAACGGAUUCUCCCUUCGGAAGUACGAGUCGCUAUCAAGAGCAUGAAACCUGGCACAGCCCCCGGACCUGAUUUUAUAUCAGCAGACUUUCUUCGGGCUGGUGGCCAUCCGCUUCAUGUAAUCUUAGCAGCGCACAUGACAUCCUAUCUUCAGAAAGAAAGGAUCCCAGACCAGUGGAAGACCUCGCGAACCGUUCUUAUCCAUAAGAAAGGUGACCGAGAGGACCUUCGGAACUACCGUCCGAUAUGCUUGCUGAGCGUGUUAUACAAAGUAUUCACCAAGAUCAUCCUCAUACACAUAUCCAGGACGCUGGAUGAAGCCCAGCCUCAAGAACAAGCUGGAUUCCGCCAAGGGUUCAGCUGCUUGGACCACAUCCAGACCGUGUCGAGAAUCAUAGAGGUUUGCCGGGAAUACCCCCUGCCCCUUGUCCUAACCUUCUUCGACUAUGGGAAAGCCUUUGACAGCGUAGAAACGAAUGCAAUACUGUCAGCGCUGGUCGAUCAAGGUGUGGACACUUCGUAUGUGAGGACAUUAGCCAAUCGCUACGAUCGAUGCACGACUAGGAUACAGCUUUUCCACCGCCCUCUCACCAUACCCCUUGGAAAGGAGGUACGACAAGACGAUACUAGAUCGCCAAAGCUGUUCACGGCUGCAUUGCAAUGGAUAAUGAAAUCACUUUCCUGGGAAGAAAGGGGCAUACGUGUUGAUGGAAGAUUUCUCUCGAACCUUCUUUCGCGAACGACAUCGUUCUCUUUUCGAGCAGUACCAAUGAAGCAGAAACGAUGCUCAAAGAAUUGA